AUGCAGGAGUUUUUAUAUGAACUUUUAAAAGACGAUGUCAGUAGUGAUGUUUUUAUACUUGGGGAUUUUAACAUUGAUUUGGCUGUAAAAAACCAGGCAUCAUUAUCGUUUUUAAAUCUUAUGGCUCAAUUUAAUUUGCAUCCAAUUAUCAACCAACCGACUAGAAUAACAUCAAGCCAUUCGUCAACGAUCGAUAAUGUUUUUACUAAUUAUGGCAUCGGCGGCUGCCCUAAAGGAAUUCUAUACAGCGAUGUUUCUGACCAUUUACCUAUUUUUCUUUGCAUACCAUUGAAUGCUAAGGCUGUCGGUGGCAAAAACCCUUACAUUAAAACCCGUUUGAUUAAUUCUGAGAACCUAAAAAAAGCAAAUUGUUUAUUACAGAAUAUCCAGUGGAACAUGUCUGAUUACGGGUCCGAUUUUGAAUCAAAUUUUAAGAAAUUCCUAAAGACUUAUUUAAACUGCAUCAAUCUAGCUUUGCCAUUGGUGAAUAAAAAAAAUCGCUUCCGAAGGCCAUGGAUGAAUAUCGAUCUUUAUAAUCUUUCCUUGUAUAAAAAUGUUCUUUACAAAAGGCAUCUACACAAUCCAUCCCCUGCAAAUAAAAAUGCAUAUAAUAAGAUCACAUCGGCCACCAGACAACAUGGUAUGUUGAUGCCAAAAAAAGUUAGAACUUCUACUUACGAUAGAAGUUGGGUUGCUAAGGGAGUUAGACUUUGGAACGCUUUAGCUAUGCAUAACCAAUUGCAACUUACAAUUGAACACUUUAAGCAUUAUGCUAAGAGCGAAGUUAUGUCCAUGUCCGUCGAUGUUUAA
Messenger RNA from Helobdella robusta, 810 nucleotides. RefSeq lists its product as hypothetical. The transcript is spliced from 2 exons. The record is from RefSeq and is a predicted model, not a curated record. The coding region runs from base 1 to 810 and encodes 269 amino acids. Lineage: Eukaryota; Metazoa; Annelida; Clitellata; Rhynchobdellida; Glossiphoniidae.